Molecule: messenger RNA, 3285 nt
Organism: Triplophysa dalaica
Lineage: Eukaryota; Metazoa; Chordata; Actinopteri; Cypriniformes; Nemacheilidae
Product: selenocysteine insertion sequence-binding protein 2-like
Exons: 18
Coding region: 181-2343 (720 amino acids)
Biological process (GO): selenocysteine incorporation
Cellular component (GO): ribonucleoprotein complex
Molecular function (GO): ribonucleoprotein complex binding; mRNA 3'-UTR binding; selenocysteine insertion sequence binding
Source: RefSeq, a predicted model, not a curated record
CGUUCCCACAGAGCCUGCCUGUCAACUUUGAGAUUGAUCUCUUAUUAUUCGGCCCACCGGUUUUACUUCAAAAGGCAGUGCGUGUCUUUAAAAUGGAGUCUGUCAAAGGCCGAAAGAUUUUGAGGAUCAGAGUUUUUGCUCAGUCGAAAUUGUUGGGUGCAUAGCCAUUUCUACAACAAGAUGGAGAACAUAAAAAGAGCUCCACCUAAAGACCAGACAUGUCAGUCCUCAGCUGAAGACUGGUUCAAGAGAAGGCAGAGAUCCGUCGAGCAUGACAGGGCAGAGACGAAACACGGCCACAGCAGCGUCUCUCAAGCCACCACCAGGACUUCUGAUCUUAGAAGAAAGACUGGAAAGUUAUGGAAAGAGAAUAGAUCCGAGGCUUCAUCUCAGGACAAAAGAAUCAGUAGGAGGUCGUCCGACAGAAAAGAUCCUGCUCACAGUGUCAAAUCAGCAAUUUCAUGUAGUAGCACUUUUGAGAUGAAACUUGUAGAUUUUCCUGAAUUGGGUGACAUCACACCUGGUGACCCUGCGUUAACCUCCUGGCCCCUGGAGUCGUCAGCAUGUGUUUCAGUGAUGUCAGAAGAGCGACAGAGUUUACCAGCAGCUACUUGUAAGAAUGUAGCAAAUCGAAGAACAAAGCCGGCACGACAAGUCCCAUCGAACAGACAGAAUGAUGUUUUAUUGGCCGUCACAACAGAUCAGGAUAAUGCCACAUCCAAUCCGGCUGGACCUGCAUCCUGGGCAAAUAUUGCUUCUCAGCCUCCAAAAGUCAUUGAGAAAUGCCCUAAACCCAACACAUCAUCUCAGGAGGAUUUAUAUGCACAACCAGGAGAGCAGAAAACCGAGAAGAAGAAGAGAAAGAAAAAGAGGAAGACUAAAACAACCUCCGAGGACACGAAACGGCAGAUACCAGAGGAACAUCUGAUACAGCAGGAGCCUCCAAAGAUUGGGGAUGAGGAGGAGUUUCCAGACCUGUCGCUUGCACUUGAAGUCAAAGGACAUUCUGGAGCACAGAAAGAAGGAUCGUCUCUACAGAUAAAAUACAAAACAGCACCUGCCUCUAGUGAUGCUAAGAAAACACAGCAGGUUAGUCAGAAGAAGUCUAAAGUCCCUGUGCAGCUGGACCUGGGAAACAUGUUGGCCGCCCUGGAGCAGAAGCAACAGUGUCAGAAAUCCAAACAAGACCAGCGGCCGUUGACCAUCUCUGUUGGUGGAGCUCUGCAUGUGGUCCAUAAGGAGCCUUCGGUUCAGAAGAAGCCACGGCAGCAGGAGAUGAUGCCUCAUAACCCGCUGGACUCCACCUGUCCUUUAGUGAAGAAGGGAAAACAACGAGAAGUUCCGAAAGCGAAGAAACCAACGCCUCUUAAACGAGUGAUUCUAAAGGAAAGGGAAGAGAGGAAACAGAACCGCCUGCUGGAGGAGAGAGACCCAGCCCGAUUGGUCACUGAGGCCGUGGAAAUGGAAACCAGUGAGAACCCCUCGGAUACAAGCCUGCCUGACCAGGACCAACAUCUCACAAGUGACAACCCUGAACUUGUUUGUAUUGAAGAACCAGAGAGCGACCAGCCCAUUUCAGAGUCUAAUGACACGCCGGAUAAUGAUGUGGUGGAAAAUCCAACAUUACUAUCCUGUAAUCCCGAAUCCAACCCUAAUCUUCCCAAAAUCCACAGCAGGAAGUUCAGGGACUACUGCAAUCAGGUGCUGAGGAAAGAUGUGGAUGAAUGUGUGACCACUUUACUGAAGGAGCUGGUGAGGUUUCAGGAUCGUCUUUAUCAGAAAGAUCCCAUGAAGGCUAGGAUGAAGCGUCGGGUGGUCAUGGGACUGCGAGAGGUGCUGAAACAUCUCAAACUCAGGAAAGUCAAGUGUGUUAUCAUCUCGCCCAACUGUGAACGUAUACAGUCCAAAGGUGGUCUAGACGAGGCUCUCCACACCAUCAUCGACACGUGUCGGGAACAGUCCAUUCCAUUCGUUUUUGCCCUGUCGAGAAAGGCACUGGGGCGCUGUGUAAACAAAGCCGUCCCCGUGAGCUUAGUGGGCAUCUUUAACUACGACGGGGCACAAGACCACUAUCACAAAAUGAUCGAGUUAUCGGCAGAGGCCAGGAAGGCCUACGAGGUGAUGAUUGCGAAUCUUGACACUUCAUCGCAGGAACAGCUGGAGGAACAGCUGGAGGUGGAGACCUCAGAAGAACCUUCUGGAACUGAAGAGCCCGACUACAUAAAAGUCUGGAAGAAAAUGCUGGAGAAAGAUUUCGAGCACUCUUUCCUGAAUUUUGAGGAGCACUUUUCAUCGGUUUCCAUCGGUUCAGAGGAGCAUCUGCGUGACCAAGAAGGAAGCUGAAGGAAGUGAGAGUUGAGAAUCUCAGUUUUUGUCCAUGUGCUGUGCUGAGGUCAUGCUUCUGUGAGGCGGAAAGUAGAACACAGCGUGUUGGACCCACACAUGAGCUUCUAGCACACACCGAGGAAAUCUUGAAGUACCAAACGUGCCUAUGAUUGUCUAGGAUUAUAAUGAAAUGCAAGCGUUAACACGUGGCAUGGAAUGAUGUCAUUAAUCAAGGCAAUACAGAUGAAAAUAGCCCUUGACUAAAUAUUUUCGUAUAGAUUAUCACAUACUUAGUUUGUUGUUUGGCAAUCUGAAUGGUGAAUAUUUUUGUAGAUAUCUCCUCUAUCUCAAUUUCUAUUCAAAGAAAUGUACUAGUUUGAUAAAGAUAUGAAAUCAGAACCACUAGAUUGUUGUAAAUGUUUACAUUUGGAAAGCAAAUGUAUUUUCCUUCUCCUAUAUCAUGACCACUGUGUUUGUAGCAAAAUUGUGUCAGCAAGACACUUUUCAGUUCUUCAAGCUGGUAAAUGAAUGAAUGAAUGUUAUGACCACGAACUGUAUUUGGGAACACGUAUCCGCUCCUCACUUAAUUCAGUUUCCUUACAUUUAAUUUGUAAUCCACUUUAUCCAAGUGAGGGUUCCUGUACACUAGCUAAUCCAUUAUCAUUGAAUCAAAGAGAGUCCUUGUGGUUCAUUUUUAACAGUUUAUGGAUCAUGUGGUUUGUAGUUAAUCAAACAUUUUCAUUUUAUGUAGUUGUUCAGUACUCUGCACAUACAUGUGGCGUAAGACGAACUACUUACAACUUCACUUUAAUGGAGGAUUUAUUUCAGAUAAAACCGUGUGCUUUGCUGCCAUGUAGAAAAAAGUUGACUUUGGGACCAAAACAUUUUGUGUGUUGUGGAUGAUUGAAUGCAAGCACAAGGUUUCUCCAGUAUUUGCAAUAAAUUCUUUGCAAUAACUGA